UUGUUUUCUUUGGGCAAGGUGCUGAACUUCUUCCCAGUGGGAGGCGAGCGUGAAUGCAAGCCGUCUACAUUCACCAUCGCUGGAGCAGGCAUUUGUCUCAAUCCUUACGACUGUCGCCAGCGGGAUGGCAAGGCCUCUGGAGACUGUGCUCAUGGACUCGGAGUCUGCUGUGUUUUCGAGGUGUCAUGUGGGGCCACCGUACAGAACAACCUGACCUACUUCAUGUCACCACGUUUCCCAGAACUAUGGUCUGGUGAAGAGAAUUGCACCAUACACAUUGAGAAAACCCACGCCGGCAUCAUGCAACUCAGAAUUGACUUCGUUCACUUCACAAUAGGUCAACCCAAUAGAACUACGGGGGCGUGUGACGAGGACGUCAUGAUACUAGGAGAGGGAGACUCCAACUUUACAUUAUGCGGACAGAACCACGGACAGCACGUAUACUACAAUCUUCCUAGUACGGAGGAGUCUCGUGAGGUCGGCGACCUCCCCAGCAUCAAGUCCACUCCUCUCGUUAUUCGUAUGCGCGGCUCUGACAUGCCCAGGAUAUGGCUGAUGAGGUUGGCUCAGAUGCCACUUGCUCACUCCAGUCCUCACAACUGUUUGCAGUAUCACAUAGAAAAUAAUGGCACUAUAAAGACAUUCAACUUCGCGUCCAACGGUCGUCACCUCGCCUCACAGGAGUAUCGCGCGUGUGUGAGGAGGAACCUUGGUUUUUGUUCUGUUCGUUACACACCCUGUGACUCUCGCUCCUUCAGGAUAGGACCGGACCCGAACCCUGGCUCCUCGAAUACUGGCUCGGACCCCGCCGUUGGUUCAACUGAACCCAUGAUGCCAGUUGAUGACUCUGAAGAAGAAGAAGGUUCUGGAGCCGAACCUCAAAUUAUUGACUCGACCAAUACAAGGCCGGGUAUCGUGAGCCGGAUCUGGGGUUAUAUCUGGGGCUCCUCGCAGCGAUCCUGGCGCUGGUCUCCGUACCUCCAGCAUCAAGACGUGCUUCAUUACUACGGGUAUGGACCAGUAGGAUUUGGAAGAAGACGAUGUACAGACAGGAUCACUAUACCCUGUGAGAAUGAAUACUUUCUGCCGUCACCGUCGUGGUCAAUGGGUGUGUGUGACCCUCAUAGGUGUGGGUCCUCACUGUGCGCGGGUCAGUCCGGCUCUGGCUGUUCGGUUGAGUCCUCAGUGACACCGUUCGCGGUCUCCGUACACUUCGGUCCGCCGACCCCCAAACAGAACCCGGAUCUCAAUUUGGGAGCCUGCCUGAGAUACCAGCAGUUGCCUUGUGAAUCUUGA
Messenger RNA from Danaus chrysippus (African queen), 1296 nucleotides. NCBI's taxonomy places the organism in Eukaryota, Metazoa, Arthropoda, Insecta, Lepidoptera, Nymphalidae. The record is from the annotation of a GenBank genome assembly.